AUGGAUCUCUUGAAAGAGCUCCAGAAUAAUUGGAGAUAUGUAUCUCAAAGUGUUAACUUCCAAAGGAAUCGUCCGUUCUCUACUGGCUUGUCCGUUAAAGUACCAAACACACCGAAUUUUAAUGUGAAGAAAAACUCUGGUUUCCAAAGGCGGAGUGAUUCGUUUAUUCCACCUUUUCUAGUUCCAAACGUUUCCGAGGGUCAAGUGUACUCUCCAAGCGAUUUGAAAUUUGAAACGGUGGAAGCACGAAAUCAAGCCAAUUUCUUCAAUGCCAAAAAAAACGACUGCUUUAAGGCUGCUAAUAAGAGUCCAAUAGAAUUUUGGAAGAACCCUGUUGUAUUGUCCAGUUUUAUUACUGACCUGGGUCGUAUUAAGCCAAGAGCGGAUACGGGUUUGAGUGCAAAGAACCAAAGGCUUGUUUCUCGUGCCAUUCGUCGAGCCAGGGCAGUGGGAGUUUUACCUACCAAACAUAAGUCUGUAUAUGCAGAACGAGAAAAGUAA
Molecule: messenger RNA, 501 nt
Organism: Schizosaccharomyces cryophilus OY26
Lineage: Eukaryota; Fungi; Ascomycota; Schizosaccharomycetes; Schizosaccharomycetales; Schizosaccharomycetaceae
Product: ribosomal protein subunit S18
Exons: 2
Coding region: 1-501 (166 amino acids)
Biological process (GO): mitochondrial translation
Cellular component (GO): ribosome; mitochondrial small ribosomal subunit
Molecular function (GO): structural constituent of ribosome; small ribosomal subunit rRNA binding
Source: RefSeq, a predicted model, not a curated record